AAUUAAAAGAUAAUUUUUGUGGGGACGAGUAUUAAUGAUAAUUAAUGAGAUUAUGCCAUGGAGGAGCUGUAAUUAAUCCCGAAGCUCAUUAAUUAAUCUCUCUAGAAGGAGGAGGAGAGAGAUAGAGCGGGGAUCGGAGAUCGGAGAUGGAAAAUCACUUCUCAAAAUACUCCGUCCUCGUCUUAGUCCUAUUACUGAUUUCCCAGAAUAUACUCAAUCAAACAGCCGACGGGAGAGAUCUCCGGCCGUCAGAGCACGGCCUAGCCGAUCAGGAAUCCACCUCGAAGUCCCCCGGAGCCGGAAACUCGUCGUCGUCGGGGAUGCUCGCCUUCUUCGGCGUCUCGCCGGCGUCUGUGGAAUUGCCUGCCGGGAGGAAUUUCACGGCGUCGUGGAUGAGCGCCGGUGCCAGCGGCAGAAGUAUCACGCGCGAUGGGAAGACGGAGGACCCGAUAAGAGAGGGAUUGUUUGUGGGCAGUUUGGUCUGUGGACUCGCCGGCGUCGUUCUGGUCGCCGUCUCCGCUGCCUUGCUACUAAUUGUCCGGUUCCGGAAGCAGAGACGAAAGGACGUCGUCUUGGCAGAAUGCAGCGAGGUCUUUAUGAGCUGUACCUGCAAAAACAAAACACCGUGGAAGGACAGCGGAGUCGCCGGAGCUGUCCUUAAGGCCCUUUGGAAGAACCCUCUUUGGGUGGAUGCUCCACCACAUUUGCCUAAAGUGUUGGCUCAUCUGCGUUCUACCCCACAACAGGGGGAUCCUCCCUCAAAUACCUCGCAAGAGUUCGCAGGCAGCAUAACAGUAGGAUGUCCGACCGGUGCGGAUGUGAACACACCCGUGUUCGGCCCAAGUGAGGGAAUGACCGGUAUGGCCGAAGCCAUAUUCGGUCCGAGUGGGGUGACCAUUGCGGUCGUAGCCGCGAUUGGUCCAAUAACCGAGGUGACCGGAGCGGACUCCAUAGUCGCGCUCGAUCCAACGAAGGUGGUGAUCGGAGUGGACCCCAUGGCCGCACUCGAUCCUUCAUCUUCUUCUUGGAGAAAUCAAACAUAUAUAAUGGAGUUCCUCGCCGGCAAAUCCAUCCUCAUCACUGGCGCGACUGGCUUCCUUGCUAAAGUGCUGGUAGAGAAGAUACUUCGGACUCAACCGGAUAUCAAGAAGUUGUUCCUUCUUAUUAGAGCCUCCGACUCCGAAUCUGCCCGCAAAAGAUUUCAUACCGAGGUUUUGGACUGUGAACUGUUCAGAGUUUUGAGAGACAAAUACGGCGGCAAGUUCAACGCUCUCGCGGAGGAGAAGGUGUUUCCGGUGGCCGGCGACAUUUCCUUCAAGGAUUUGGGAAUUGAAAAUGCUGACCAAAUCCUGGAAGAAGUUGACUUUAUCAUCAACUCAGCUGCAACAACUGUAUUUGAUGAGAGGUAUGACGUUGCAAUGAGCAUUAAUACAUUGGGUGCAAUAAAUGUUUUGAACUUUGCCAAGAAAUGCCUCAAACUGAACAUGAUUGUUCAUGUGUCCACCGCUUAUGUGUGCGGUGACAGAAGUGGGAGUGUGCCAGAGAGCCCAUUUCGGCUGGGGGACACUGUAAAUAAUGGGGACACUUGCUUGGACAUUGAUGAGGAGAAGAGGGUUAUUGAGGAGAAAUUAAUGGAGCUUAAAUCUCAAGAGGCCACUGAUAAACAAGUCAGAGUGGCCAUGAAAAUCUUGGGGAUUGAAAGGGCAAAGCUCCAUGGAUGGCCAAACACUUACUCAUUCACAAAAGCAAUGGGGGAAAUGUUAUUACUAAAGCAUAAGGAGAAUCUAUGUGUUGUCACGUUGCGCCCAACAAUUAUUACAAGCACUUACAAAGAGCCUUUUCCUGGAUGGAUUGAAGGCGCAAGGACCAUGGAUAUCUUUGUAUUGUUGUAUGGCAAGGGAAAAGCAAAUUUCAUGAUGGGUGAUCCCGACUCAAUUCUCGAUGCGAUUCCAGGAGACAUGGUGGUGAACUCCAUACUGGCGGCAGUUGCUCACCAUGGAAGCGGUGGCGAUCACCACCAGCGCCGGAAAUAUAGUGACAAAGAGAUGAUAUACCACGUCGGCUCAUCCUCUACCAACCCUUUGAAGAUUUUGGACCUCCGAAAUUACUUGUUUAGCUACUUCACCCACAACCCUUGGACUACAAAGACUGGGGAGGUUGUCAAAGUCUCUAAACCCGUCUUGCUCACCAGCUUGAAAGACUUGCGCAGAUACAUUUCCAUUCGUUAUCUCCCCAUCAUCACGGUGUUGAAGUUGUUGAACGUGGUACUCUUCCAUUAUUUCGAAGAGAAGUGUGUGACUGUUGAGAAAAAGAUCAAUUUGGUCAUGCGGAUUGCUGAACUCUACAAGCCAUACUUGUUCUUUUAUGGAAGCUUUGAUGAGACGAACACGAGGAGAUUGAGGAAGGCUAUUGCAGAAAAAAAUAUGGCGGAAACCCUAUAUUUCGAUGCACAAGGCAUUGUUUGGGAAGAUUACUUCAAUAACACCCACAUUCCCGGAGUUGUAAAAUAUGCCUUCUAAUAAUAUUAAUAAUAAUUACAGAGUGAUUAUAUAGUCAUCACUCUCAAAUUAGUAGUUUUUAUAAUUUGUCCAAAAUCGAUCUGUAUGUGUAAUUGGUCGAGUUGACGAUUAUCAAGAGUCCUCCGUUCCAAUACUUACGUAACUAAAUAGCUCAAUUUCAUCUACCAUUAGUUAGCACUAUUUAUAUUAUCGCUUUAAUUAAUGUUUU
Messenger RNA from Cuscuta campestris, 2727 nucleotides. Lineage: Eukaryota; Viridiplantae; Streptophyta; Magnoliopsida; Solanales; Convolvulaceae. The record is from the annotation of a GenBank genome assembly.